CCGGGAGAGAGGAGAGCAGGAACGAGAGCGGAGCGGAGCCCAGCGCAGUCCUCUAAGCCUCAGCUCCCGCAUCCCGCCAGGGGUUGCAGGUGUCUGGGAGGGCGAAAGAGUGAGGAAGGCAAAGAGAACUACAACCAAGAAGAGAAUGGACCACAGAGAGCCUGCCUGCCACAGACACAGCAGAGCCGUGGGCAGAUGGUGCGGGCCGCUGCCAUGACUGGGCUGUGCAGGCCCAAACACGAGCGCAGUUUCACCCGGUUAACGUGAUCAUGCCAAGGGUUCAAACUGUCCCAACAUGGCUUUCCUUGGACUCUUCUCUUUGCUGGCCCUGCACAGCCUGGCUGUAGGGGCCGCUUUCCCUGAUGAAACCAUUGCUGAGUUCUCAGUGAAUAUGUAUAAUCACCUUCGAGCCACUGGGGAAGAUGAAAAUAUUCUGUUCUCCCCAUUGAGCGUCACCCUUGCAAUGGGAAUGAUGGAGCUUGGGGCCCAAGGGUCUACCCUGAAAGAAAUCCGUCAUUCAAUGGGGUAUGACAGCCUGAAAAAUGGUGAAGAACUUGCUUUCUUGAAGGAUUUUUCUAACAUGGUAACUGCUGAAAAGAGCCAGUACGUGAUGAAAGUUGCCAAUUCCCUCUUUGUGCAAAAUGAAUUUCACAUCAAGGAUGAAUUUUUACAAAUGAUGAAAAAAUAUUUCAAUGCGGAAGUUAAUCGUGUGGACUUCGGUCAAAAUAUCGCUGUGGCCAACCAUAUCAAUAAGUGGGUGGAGAAUAACACAAAUAGUCUGUUGAAAGAUUUGGUAUCCCCAAGAGAUUUUGACACUGUCACUCAUCUGGCCCUCAUAAAUGCUGUCUAUUUCAAGGGUAACUGGAAGUCACAAUUUAGACCUGAAAAUACUAGAACCUUUUCCUUCACUAAAGAUGAUGAAAGUGAAGUCCAAAUUCCAAUGAUGUAUCAACAAGGAGAAUUUUAUUAUGGGGAAUUUAGUGAUGGCUCCAAUGAAGCUGGUGGUAUCUACCAAGUCCUAGAGAUACCGUAUGAGGGAGACGAGAUAAGCAUGAUGCUGGUAUUGUCCAGACAAGAAGUGCCACUGGCCACUCUGGAGCCACUGCUCAAAGCACAGCUGAUUGAAGAAUGGGCAAACUCUGUGAAGAAGCAGAAAGUGGAAGUGUACCUGCCCAGGUUCACAGUGGAACAGGAAAUUGAUUUAAAAGAUGUUUUGAAGGCUCUUGGAAUAACUGAAGUUUUCAUCAAAAGUGCAAAUUUGACAGCCUUAUCUGACAACAAAGAGAUGUUCCUUUCCAAAGCGGUUCACAAGUCCUUCCUGGAGGUUAACGAAGAAGGCGCGGAGGCCGCCGCCACCUCAGGAAUGAUCGCCAUUAGUAGGAUGGCUGUGCUGUAUCCUCAAGUUAUUGUCGACCAUCCGUUUUUCUUUCUUAUCAGGAACAGGAGAACAGGGACCAUCCUAUUCAUGGGACGAGUCAUGCAUCCUGAAACAAUGAACACAAAUGGACAUGAUUUCGAGGAGCUUUAAAUCAUUUCACUUGAAUAACAAGAAAAAUAGUAACUAAGCACAUUAUGUUUGCAAUUGGUAUAUAUUUAAGAUUUGUGCUUUACAGUAUAGCUUAAAAUAAUAUUUAAAAUAACUCCAGUUAAAAACAAUGUAUGUAAAUUAUAAACCAAUGUGUCGAGAAAUGUUAUCAGUAUUAUUGAGGUAAUAUUGAGGUAAUGGUCUUGUCCUGUCACUGUGUUUGUUGUGCUGGUGUUGAAAAUAAAAGUACAUCGUGAACAUGUGAA
This is a messenger RNA of Molossus molossus (Pallas's mastiff bat), 1791 nucleotides long. RefSeq names its product serpin family I member 1 (gene SERPINI1). The coding region runs from base 296 to 1528 and encodes 410 amino acids. Gene Ontology annotation, biological process: negative regulation of endopeptidase activity. The record is from RefSeq and is a predicted model, not a curated record. Gene Ontology annotation, molecular function: serine-type endopeptidase inhibitor activity. Lineage: Eukaryota; Metazoa; Chordata; Mammalia; Chiroptera; Molossidae. The transcript has 10 exons.